AUGAAGCAGACGAGUCAUUCUUCUCUGCAAGAGACGGAGCUGAUGAACAUAGAGACUGCUCAUCAUCAUGAAGAAGAUAGGAUGAGAGUUCUCUAUGAAGCUUCAUAUAAAGGAUGUGUUUCAACCUUGAACUCACUGCUACAGGAAGACCCUGGAAUCUUGCAGAAGAUUAGCUCACAAGCUGUCUUCAUAGAAACUCCCCUGCACAUAUCAGCUUCACAUGGUCACCUUGAGUUCACAAAAACCCUCCUCUCUCACAAACCAGAACUUGCCCUUGAGAGAAACUCUUUACAAGUUAUAAGAGGCAGAAGAGAAGUUGUGUUGGAGCUGAGUAGAGCAAAGCCAGAGUCCGUGAGGUUACAUGAUGACAACGGGGAAAAUAUUUUCCACUUGUGUGUGAUGUACAACCACUUGGAGAUCCUUAAAGAUUUGAUGGCUUUGGAUAUUCACGACACCAAUAAGCUUCUCAUUGAGCGAGACUCGGAUGGCAAGAACACCAUUCUCCAUUUGGCUGUCAUGCUGAAGCAAGUCAAGACUGUGAGUUACCUCAUUUCAAUUCCAAAAAUAAGAUCAGAAUCACUGAACUUGAAGAACGACAUGGGUUGUACGGCCCCAGAUAUCGCUUAUGGGUUUCCCAAGGACUCCAAGAGCCUUGAAAUACAAGUCAUAUUGAUGGAGUGUGGAAUCAGACGUGGAGGGAGAGAGAAGAUUGGCGGUGACAGCAGGGAAGAGAGAUGUUGGAUGAAGAAGUGGUCGUGGAAAAUUGUUUUCAACCAAAUAGACCAAUGGUUCCAGUAUAAUGGCGAUUGA
Neltuma alba is the source of this 810-nucleotide messenger RNA. RefSeq names its product caskin-2-like. Gene Ontology annotation, molecular function: protein binding. The transcript has 3 exons. NCBI's taxonomy places the organism in Eukaryota, Viridiplantae, Streptophyta, Magnoliopsida, Fabales, Fabaceae. The record is from RefSeq and is a predicted model, not a curated record. Gene Ontology annotation, cellular component: plasma membrane. The coding region runs from base 1 to 810 and encodes 269 amino acids.